AUGGAAACCGAAAUUUUCGAGUUGAAGAACUACCUUCCUGAGUGGACUUCUGUGAAAAGGAGCAAGAAGUGGGCAGUUUUCACUGCAAUUGCCAGGGCUGCAAGGUUGUUUGCGCCAAAGGUGGACCAAGGACAAUUGAAAAAGAGAAAGCAGAUGUACAAGACUUGGUUGUUCAACAACAAGAAAAAGAAGGAAAGGAAGGACAUGAUAAAGGCAAAGCCAGGAGAUCCUGGUAUGUUCAAGCAUUAUCAGGCGGCUAUGAAGAGAGUCAUGGCUGAAUUGUCCGACGACGAGUUGGAGAAGGCGAAAGAAACCGCCGAAGAAUGGUCCAACAACUGUCCUCCUCCCAAGAUACAAGCACAGGUUGCCUGUAAGAAGGGACCUGCAUAUAUGGAGCACUUUUCGAAGGAGAUGUGGAGGCAAUGCGGGAUGAGAGUGUUUGUGUUGUCAGCUUGGAAGAAUGAACAGGGCGAGGUGCUGUUUGGGAUGCGCAAUAAUAAUGAGGCAUUAGGAGAUGGGGACAGCUUCAUGAAGACAAAGGACUGGGAGGACAUCAAGCCGGUGUGGCAGGAGUAUGCGCAGGAACAGUUCGGUGCCGGAGCAUGGGAAGGUGGCCGACAGAUGAAGGAAGGUCACAAGAGAAUCCGAAAACCAGCCUUCGAGCUCGACACUGAUGAGGAUGGGAUGCCGUUGCUUCCGGACAUCACCAAAACAAAACUUGAGGAGAAGAAGGCCAUAGCAGUAGUGCCAUGGAGUGCCAUCCUUCAAUGCCAGGAUGACUUUGUGUCACAAAGAUAUCUUCCGGCAGAUGUCGACUUGAAGGAGCCUUCCAAGUUGCAAAAUUGGGACACUACGGCCCUCCUCAAUUUCUGGUAUGCUCGGCAGGAGAAAGGCAAAGGAUCAACAUUCACGUUCAAAGCAUGGAAGAACAAAGAUGGCAACAUGGUAGCAUCGGUCGUAUCAGGCGGGUCGCCUUCCCAUCGGCCAGGUAAAGUCAAAAACAUGCCAAGGGUAAUCAUCCGAAGCCCUAGGGAUUCAUCCUCCGAACCCUACAGUGAUUUCAGGAAUGACACUCAUCAUUCGGAUGAUGAUGAUGAUGAUGAUGAUAAUGACUCGGCUGAUGGUAGAUCACCGAAAAAGAGAACCAGAACCAGAGAAGGUCCUUCAUCAUCACAUGCAGAGACAGCAAUCCCACUGUCAAUUCCGAAGCCUCGCCCUGUCAAGCCGGCGAAAUGUGGUGCACUGCUGACAUCGCGAAUGGGUGACCUCCUGGCAGGGUUAACCAAUGGCAACAUGGGUGAGGUUGACGAUGAUGUUGCAAUGGAAGGGAGGAAAACAUCGCCGGCUCCGAAAAGGAUGCGGGGAAAGAAAGCGGUGAUUGAGCCAUUGGCGAGGACCACCCGGAGUAAGUCGACGCCAAAGCCAUUAGGCAGUACUCCUCGGGUGACAAGAGCAAGGGGAAGGAAGUGA
Messenger RNA from Suillus bovinus, 1470 nucleotides. RefSeq lists its product as uncharacterized. NCBI's taxonomy places the organism in Eukaryota, Fungi, Basidiomycota, Agaricomycetes, Boletales, Suillaceae. The coding region runs from base 1 to 1470 and encodes 489 amino acids. The record is from RefSeq and is a predicted model, not a curated record. The transcript is spliced from 6 exons.